AUGGGGCCUGUGCUUAUUGUGGGCGCCGGCAUUGUCGGUCUGACACUGGGCCAAGCCUUGAAGCAGAAGAACAUCCCUUUUGAAAUAUACGAGCGCGAUGCAACCCCUGAAGCGCGCGGUCAGGGGUGGGCCAUCACCUUACACUGGGCCCUGGAGUACAUGCUCAAGAUGUUGCCAGAAGAAACCCUGGCGCGUAUCCAAGACGUCCAAGUUGAUCCAGACGUCGCACGCAACGACAGCGGCAAUUUUCUGUUCAUCAACCUCGAGACCGGACAACCGAAGUUCAAAAUUCCCCCUAAUCGCCGAUGGCGUGUGAAUCGGGAAAAGACGCGUCGAGCUUUGCUUCAUGGUAUCGAGGAUCAUGUUCAUUGGGGACGCCGCGUGAUGGGUCUGAAUAUGCCGGAAACAGAUCGAGUACAAUUAUUAUUCGAUGAUCACUCCACUGUAACAGGGAGCCUUGUUGUUGGUAUCGAUGGCAGUCGCUCCAUGGUGCGACAAAUUCUCCGACCAGAUGCCUUCGAAAAUGUACCUCUUGGGAUCAAUUUCACAGGAGUCGCUGUGGAUUUUACCCCAGAGGAGAUCAGACCAUUGAAAGAGAUGGACCCAUUACUCUUUCAAGGAUGCUAUCCACCCACUGGGACCUUCUUCUGGUUCUCGAUGCUGGAGACACCACAGGUCAACGGAACGGUAGCAACCAAGAACGAACGAUACCGAGCGCAGAUUUGUAUGUCAUGGUCAGAGAGAGGGCCGGAGGACAAAGUAGCAACUACCGACGAGGAUCGCCUCGCAAACAUGAAGCAGCGAGCGCAAGGAUUUGUGCCAUUCCUUCAACGGGCAGUCGAUCGGAUUCCGGUCGGAACACCAGUCACGGAGAUCAAGCUCGCAGAUUGGGAGUGCCUUGGUUGGGACAAUCAGGGGGGCCGAGUUACUCUGGCAGGAGAUGCGGCCCACGCCAUGACUAUGUAUCGUGGAGAGGCCGCGAAUCAUGGUCUGCUGGAUGCCUAUCGUCUGAUGGAGGCAAUUGAACAAAUAUAUAAUGGCGGAGCUAUCGCGUCCGUGGCGAUCGACCAUUACGAAAAAGAAAUGAGAGAUCGAACAAGCCAUGCAGUUCGGCUAAGCCGCCAGGCAUGUCGAGACGCGCAUGACUGGGGCCGACUAGAUGAGACAUCAGCCAUACUGACCAAGAGAGCUAUAUUUGUUAAGUGA
This is a messenger RNA of Penicillium egyptiacum, 1206 nucleotides long. The record is from the annotation of a GenBank genome assembly. NCBI's taxonomy places the organism in Eukaryota, Fungi, Ascomycota, Eurotiomycetes, Eurotiales, Aspergillaceae.